AACAAAAUUGUCAAUCUACGUUUCUCAUACAAUGCCAAGAUUUCAACUUUUUUUCUGUUUUACCAUCCUUGUUGCAACCAUAACCUUCUUCAAUGUAGCUUCAGCUCACGUGAAAAUUAAACCUGCUUUACCGCAGAUUGAAGAUCCAUCUACCGUAAAAGAUGUCGAGUCUUAUACCAUUAAAGUUGUGACAACCUUCUUGGUUGACCUCGAGAAGGAAUGCCCCAAAACAGAAAAGUUUAAGGUCUUCUUCGAAAAACUCAAGGCGUAUUCCAAGUACGUGUGCCCGGUCUCUAAAGCAAAAGGCUACGAAUCUGACAUGAAGGCCAAGGCCGGUAGCCUUUUCGAGGCAAUCUCAGCUCUGGGUUCCGUUAAAAACAGAUCUAGAGGAGGAUCAGUAAGUGACUAAAUUUUUAUUGUUGUGUCCAUCAAACUAGAAAAACUUUAUAAAAUUGAUUAGGAGGU
Molecule: messenger RNA, 465 nt
Organism: Arabidopsis arenosa
Lineage: Eukaryota; Viridiplantae; Streptophyta; Magnoliopsida; Brassicales; Brassicaceae
Source: the annotation of a GenBank genome assembly